Thermochaetoides thermophila DSM 1495 is the source of this 816-nucleotide messenger RNA. Its product is annotated as nitrogen permease regulator-like protein. Bases 1 to 816 code for a protein of 271 amino acids. NCBI's taxonomy places the organism in Eukaryota, Fungi, Ascomycota, Sordariomycetes, Sordariales, Chaetomiaceae. The record is from RefSeq and is a predicted model, not a curated record. Gene Ontology annotation, cellular component: GATOR1 complex; vacuolar membrane. Gene Ontology annotation, molecular function: GTPase activator activity. Gene Ontology annotation, biological process: negative regulation of TORC1 signaling; positive regulation of autophagy. The transcript has a single exon.
AUGAAAUUCGCCGACAUCGUCGACCCGACUUGGGACCUGACCCUACAACGAGUAAUACAACACAUCGAUGGCGUCAACGACGUCCGACGCAUCGCCCACCUGGCCGACGUCUCCCUCGAGCUCUGCCAGCUGGCCCUGCGCCACCUGCUCUACUACGACACGAUCCUGCUGCUCGACAUGUUCUUCUUCAGUAACUGCUAUGCGCCCCGACCAGGGAUACAUGAUUUCAUCGCCAACGUGGGCGGGAUGGUAGACGAGUGUGCUAACUAUGUCUGCAUUGGUCCCCCGGAGGAGGACGACAUCGUCGUCGAUGACAACCACCACUCCCACUCCCACCGCGACCACGACAGCAUCAAACCCGGAGGAGAGAGGAGCACCAAAGCUAAACCAAAACCCACCGGCACCCCCCGCCGCCACCGCCUUCCCAACCACACCCUCAUCAAGCUCAUGACGACCUUCUGCGUCGGCAAAACCGUGCUAGAAUGGCUCAAAGACCACAUGGACGCCGGCCUGGACGUCCUGCGCUUCAUCGACGUGCGGCGCUUUGUCCAAUUCGGCGUGAUCAAGGGUUGUCUGUACCGCGUGCACAAGUACGUCGUGUCGAAGCAGUACCUGGCGGCGCUAGCCACGGGGCAGGCGAGACCGGUUGAGGGCGGGGACCCCCUGCAGAAAUAUACGGAUGGACUGCAUUGCUUUGAUCAAAUUAUUACCGAGCAGAAUAAGACGGAUGCGGAGAUCAUGGAGGGACUUAAGAAUUUGAAGGGGUUGAAUGGAGAGAAGGUGCCGCCUGGGGAUUUGACUGUGUUGUAUAGGUGA